This is a messenger RNA of Anneissia japonica, 3512 nucleotides long. RefSeq lists its product as uncharacterized. Bases 131 to 2914 code for a protein of 927 amino acids. NCBI's taxonomy places the organism in Eukaryota, Metazoa, Echinodermata, Crinoidea, Comatulida, Comatulidae. Gene Ontology annotation, molecular function: DNA-binding transcription factor activity, RNA polymerase II-specific; RNA polymerase II cis-regulatory region sequence-specific DNA binding. The transcript has 2 exons. Gene Ontology annotation, biological process: regulation of transcription by RNA polymerase II. The record is from RefSeq and is a predicted model, not a curated record.
GUAACUCGGAUAAAGCUAUCAUUUGCAGCACAUUGACUCCAGAGAUAAGCGAAAGGACAAGUAUUGACAGUACUGAGUGUGCAAAGAAAGCGGUCCAUCAUUAUCACAAGUAUUAUACACAAGAUUGUGGAUGUGCAGCAAAAAAACUGGGAUGGUCGACAGUAGAAAAAUCAAGAGGAUGGUCGAAAGGUCAAGGUAUUUAAAGUGGCGUUUCCCACAACGCACAUCUACAAUCAGCAGUUCAAAGAAGCAUUGUACGCGUCAGGAGACCAUCUUUCCAAUUACCGAAGGAAGAAGAGACAUUCGGCGAGGAACGAGUACCAUUAAGAAAAGGAAAGGUCGUAUUACAUCACAAUUUCAGUCGUGCUUUAAGAAUUUUUCUGGAUGUCAGUUUACAUACACACACGAAGAUGGCAAUUAUGGUCAAAACAGGGUUUUGGGACACAUGGAUCUGGUCAGAAAUAAUAGACAUGAGAAACAGUGCCGCAAACAUGACAGUGAUCAAAAUGAUUUGAAUCACGCAGUUCAUGAUCAGACUAAUUGUCAACAGAAUUCAACCCGUGAUAACUCCAAAACAAACACAGUAACUGAGGAUAAACCCAUCUUACCUUUCCGGUCUUCAGUUAAAGAAGUUAUUGUGAAUGAUCGAGUUUCAGUAUCCGACUGCAAUGAACGAAAUCCGGAAAUUAAUGAGUCCACAACACUUGCAUCAGAACGGUCAUUAUUUGGCGAGUUCCAAAAAUGUCUUGAUUCUUUCAAAUCCACAUUUGCUACAUCUGUUUGUCAAGCCAAAACACGUUGGCCGCAUACGUUUACAGUAACUGUUAACACUUCGUCUAACAAGACUUCUAAACAACCUGGAACACUAAUUGAUGAUUCCAGUGCGCGCGUCCAUGUAGCGAAGUCGAUGGAAAGUGAUACAAAUGGAACUAAUGCAGAGACCUUAAAGAAAACAGUCAAAAGAAUAAUAGGCAAAGAGACUGAUUGUGUCAGUGACGAGGAGGUAAUCAAUGGUGCGAUGAAACAAUAUAAUCCAACAUUGACAGAUAAUUUUAAAAACUGGUUUAAACAUUACAACACUCUGAAAGAAAAUAAUGUACCAGAAGAAAUGCCUGUCAGGAAAGUUAGUAGCAAACAUGAACACUUGCAAAGGGCAUGUUCUUUGCCGACGUCCAAACCUGACAGAAUUCACACCAAAGAUACAAUUGAAACUGUAUCCAAAAAGGAAAACAAAGACAAAGAAACUGCUGCUGAAUAUUUACCGCCAAAAAAGAGAUUUUGUUUUUCGUUUAACCACAGCCCAAUGAAGAAGUCGGAAAUGUCAAAAGACGCGUUAAAGUCUAUUUUGAAAAGCCCAAGAUCUGCUUUCAAACACGAGGUUUCACCACGGAAACAGAUGGUUUGCUUUGUUGAAGAUGUUUCUGUAGCGAUAAAAGACAAAGAGCGGGGUUUAGUGACGACGCCAAAACGGCUCCUGUCAAAUUCAAGUGAUGUCAUGAAAGCAACUUCACAAUCGAGUACAAAGAAAAGGUCGAGACCCAAGCUUACAGAGGCACAGAUCAAACUAGCGGAGAUAGUAAAACGAUUAAAAAUGGAGAGAAUAAAUGGAAGGAAAGAUACUAAAGACAACGUGAUUCCCAAAUCAAACACAGUGCCAUGUGCCUCUUCCCUAUCAAAACAUUUUCAAGGUAAAAAUCUCACAAUCUUGAUAGAGGCACCGCACAAGAAAAAGAAGUCUGCUUCAAGAGUAGUUAAGAGUACAAAGAAAGACAUGCCUACUACUACCUCAGUAGUAAGCAACAGUAGCUCGUCUCAGCUAAGUCCUGUUAUUUCUACCAAGGAAUUGGUAAUCGAUGCUUGCAUUUGCCAACCAUGUAAAGAAACGCCUCAAAAGGAAAUGUUAUCAUCUAUGAAAGAAAAAGAAAUAGAUACUCAUAUUACUUCAUUCCUAAGAAACAUUCGGUCUUCCAAUGGGAACCAUUUUCCUUGUGCAAAGGAUGUGGUAACAAACACUUCCAUUAACAAACUAUGUCGAGAAACACCUUCAGCGAAAAUGGUAUAUACGAAAGGAAAAGAAAUAGAUAGAUGUAACACCUUAAUUCAAAGUGCCAAUAGUUCAUCUGGGGAGAGCCAUGAUACUACGGGAGUGAAAACAGAUACUUCCAUUUACAAACUAUGUCGAGAAACGCCUAGUAGCUCUUCUGAACAGGUCCGUGGUUGUGCUAAGGAAGUAGUAGCAGAUACUUCCCUUUUAAAGGGAGAAGAAAUACCAAGUAGUAAGGUUAACAACUCUGAGAAAUACACUGGAAAUAUAACACACGAUUACAAAGUACAUCAAAAGUCUUCUUUCGCAAGAACAAAACUAACAAGUAUUCGACUCUUUCCAUGCCAUCUUUGUGACAAGAAAUUCAUCAGUCCUGCAAAGUUGGAGUCUCAUAAACCUACACAUCAUACUUUGUGCCCGUCUAUUAAUUUUGCACUCACAAGCAUUGAUGAUCCACCAGACAAGGUUCAGAGACGUAUGGCAUUAAAUGAUGGAGAAAAUACACAUAAAGAAAACCAUCUGGAAAAUCACAAUGUGAAGGAGUGUGGGAUAAAAAAUGUUACGGACAGUAGUAGAGACGAUGGUAAUGAAAUUGAAUCCAAGGAUGUAAACAGGUUAAAAAGCGCUUGUAAUUCUGAAAUUGACCUUAUAAAUCACCCUCGUGAAAAGAAAACAAAUGGCACGACACAAUGUACUCACUGCAACAGAGAAUUUAAAAACAUGGAAAAUCUUAAACGUCAUGAAAGAGCCCACACGAUGGGGAAAGAACACGCAUGCGUAUUCUGCAAAGAAACGUUCUCUUUAAGUAGUGAAAGAAAUAAGCAUGAACGCGUGCAUGGUAUCAAAGAAACAUGUUCAUGCGAAGAGUAGAAGUACAGUAAUACUCUAUGACUAACAUUAACACAAACAUUCCAAAGUCUUAAUAUUGUUCUACAAAUACACUAUUUUAUUCACGUUAAAAUUACGUCAAUCAUAAACUAAGUAUAGUAAAAAUGUAUAUAUUUUUACUGUGCAGUACUUAGUUUAUGAUUGAGUACAGUAAAAAUGUAUAUAUUUGUUGAAAAAAUAUUUUUUAUAUCGCAUUAGCCUUCUUAUAGUUAAAACCUGUAUACAGAUACAGGUAUUCAUAAAACAUUUAGUACAUUAAUAAGAAAUGGAAAAUAUAGCACGUUAUAUAGAGUCAAUUCAUAUUAUUCUUUUAACUUUCAUAUUUUGACGUUUCAUUUCUUGAUUACUUAAAUCAGUUAUGGUCAUGGUAAUAUAUGUCCUUAAAAAGAGAACUAAACAUUCGUUAAAAUAAGGUAUAUUUGCGUUUUUAAAUAUGUCAACUCUUUCUUUGACGUUUGAUGUUUAUUUCUAACACACACACACACACCAUGCUUUUUAGUUCCUAUGCAUGUAAUGCAAUAGGAACUAUUGUAAUCACUCUUGCUAUUUCCUAUGUUUUUUAUUGUGUGUAGUGUGUGUG